AUGGUUGAGCCAUGUAUUCCCACAAUAGACCUCACUCCUUUCCUAAAAGAAGAUGAGGAUGGGAAAAAGAAAGCCAUGGACAUAAUCACCCAAGCCUGUUCUGAAUAUGGUUUCUUCCAAAUUGUGAAUCAUGGGGUUUCCAUAGAUUUGAUGAAGAGAUCCAUAGAGCUAUCCAAGACAUUUUUCGAUUACCCACAUGAAGAAAAGAGUAAGAGUAGUCCUUCCUCUAAUGCACCACCUCUUCCCGCUGGCUACAAUAGGGAGCCUAUGCACUUAGCAGAAAGAAAAGAGUACUUGGUGGUUUGUCCUCCAGCAUCAUGCCUCAAUGUCUAUCCUGAAAACCCUCCCGAGUUCAAGGAAGUGCUUGAAGAAAUGUUUGCGCAAUUGAGCAAGACAGGUGUGCUUGUGGAGAACAUUAUAAAUGAGUGUUUGGGCCUCCCUCACAAUUUCCUCAAUGAAUUCAAUCAUGAUAGGAGUGGGGAUGUCCUGGUGGUCUUCCGUUAUUUCCCAGCUUCUAAAAAUGAGAAUAUUGGAAUCACAGAACAUGAAGAUUCCACUUGCAUUUCCUUUGUUUUCCAGGAUGAAGUUGGAGGCCUACAAGUCCUUAAGAAUGGAGAGUGGAUCCCUAUUGUUCCUGUAGAGGGCACCAUUGUGGUCAAUGUUGGCGAUUGUAUUCAGGUGUUAAGUAACAAAAAGUUCAAGAGUGCAACUCAUCGAGUUGUGAGAACAGGAGGACGAAGCCGAUACUCUUAUGGGUUCUUCCGUAACGUAACUGGAGACAAGUGGGUUGAACCAUUGCCACAGUUCACAAAAGAGAUUGGGGAGCCACCCAAUUAUAAAGGAUUUCUAUAUAAGGAGUAUCAGCAACUGAGAAUAAUGAAUGUGACCCAUCCACCUUCUAGACCUGAGGAUGUGAUUAACCUUACUCAUUUUGCAAUUGAUACCUAG
This is a messenger RNA of Gastrolobium bilobum, 948 nucleotides long. Its product is annotated as flavonol synthase/flavanone 3-hydroxylase-like. The transcript is spliced from 3 exons. NCBI's taxonomy places the organism in Eukaryota, Viridiplantae, Streptophyta, Magnoliopsida, Fabales, Fabaceae. The record is from RefSeq and is a predicted model, not a curated record. Gene Ontology annotation, molecular function: dioxygenase activity. Bases 1 to 948 code for a protein of 315 amino acids.